AAAUAGCAACGGCGGAGGAGCAGAGCACAGCUGGGGAAGGAGGAGGCCAAAGCGAGUCGCUGUGCAGAGGAAUGGCCGACAUUUGAUCGGAGAAGGUUCUCUACAAACCAGGAGAGACAUCACUGAGCCAUGGAGGACUGUGGUAGCCUCAUAGAGUUUGAUGUACCCGAGUUCAGCAACACCGUCCUGAACCAACUCAAUGAGCUCCGUCUCCAGGGCAAGCUAUGCGACAUCAUUGUGCACAUUCAGGGUCAGCCGUUCAGAGCCCACAAGGCUGUCUUGGCCGCAAGUUCACCAUACUUCCGUGAUCAUUCAUCACUUGGCACGAUGAGUGGGCUCUCCAUCUCUGUAAUCAAAAGCCCUGAGGUGUUUGAGCAGCUGCUAGCCUUCUGUUACACUGGCCGAAUGGCGUUGCGUUUACGUGAUGUCAUCAGCUUCCUCACUGCUGCCAGCUUCCUCCAAAUGCAGGCUGUGAUUGACAAAUGCACGCAGAUUCUUGAGGGUAUUCACUCCAAGAUCAGCAUACCUGCCUCUGGUGAGAUCGAUCCAGACAACGAAUGCACCACCUCAAGGGCUGGACGCAAUGGUGUGAAAGACAGAGGAAUCUUUGUGAACCCCACCGAGAUUUCACCAUCCCACUUUUCUCGUCAGAAUCAUUGCAUGGAAGGGCAAAGCUCAGGUAAAGGAAUAGCAGAGGAGGGUCAGUCAGACAGAGGGAGCAGCGACAGCAUAUCAGAGCAAGAGGCAUCCAUGGAGGUCGAGUCUGAACAGGUGGAACUCAUCGGGAAGGAUGGGCAGGUGACCGAUGUCCAUAUUAAGCUGGAGAAAACUGACCGGCCAAGCUACUCCGAUAGCUCAUCGGCAGGGGACGACGGAUAUCACACAGAGCUAGUGGAUGGUGAACAGGUGUUGGCCGUCAGUGUGGGAUCCUACAUGCCCGUGCUUUCCUCAGUCGGAUACACUUACUCUGCACUACCUUCCUCAUGUUUUGUCAGCCUGAGCUCCUCUAGCCCGUCUCGUUCCUUGCUCAGCAGUGUUCGAGGUGGUCGUGCCCGACCCAAACGUCCCGUGCCUCUUCCAGUUGAUAUGCUAACUCAACCUAAGCCAGGUGCUGACGAAGGAGAGCCACCGGCGACAACAGCUACCUUUGAGAAUGAUGUAAGGGAGCGUAGUUUACGAGGACAGUGGUACCCCUACAACGAGAGGCUCAUCUGCAUCUACUGUGGCAAGUCCUUCAAUCAAAAGGGCAGUCUGGACCGUCACAUGCGUCUACACAUGGGCAUCACACCCUUCGUCUGUAAGUUCUGCGGCAAGAAAUACACUCGCAAAGAUCAGCUGGAGUACCACAUCCGUGGCCACACAGACAACAAACCCUUCCAUUGCCAGAUCUGUGGCAAAUGUUUUCCCUUCCAAGGCACACUCAACCAGCACUUGCGCAAGAAGCACAUGACCUCUGGCACAGAAAUUAACAAUCACACCGACCUGCUGGAAGAGGCACCGGAUGGCCAGAGAGGAGAGCAAGAGGAUAUCUCAGAGGGCGAAGCAGCCUGUGGAGCAGCGUACCCUGAUGACUUGUCGAAAAAAUCCCCAAGUGAAGAGAGUGGCAAGUGCAGUCCGGAAGAACCCCCCGCAUCCAAACUCCUGCGUGGAUAUUGAG
This is a messenger RNA of Danio rerio (zebrafish), 1657 nucleotides long. RefSeq names its product zinc finger and BTB domain containing 34 (gene zbtb34). NCBI's taxonomy places the organism in Eukaryota, Metazoa, Chordata, Actinopteri, Cypriniformes, Danionidae. Gene Ontology annotation, cellular component: nucleus. The record is from RefSeq and is marked provisional.